GAACACCAACAACAACAAAAAAAAAUAAAGAAAAGAAAAGUGAAAAGAAAUGAAUAAUACAACUUCUGUAAAUAAUUUAACAAUUAUACGUUCAUAUUUUGAAUUUCAUGCACGUUUUGGAUUGGAACGUUUAUGGAUAACAAUUAUUAUAUUAAGUUUAUUAAUAUUAUGCACAGUAAUUGGGAAUGUAUUUGUUGUAGCAGCUAUUUUAUUGGAAAAACAUUUACAAGGGGUUUCCAACUAUUUGAUAGCCAGUUUAGCUGUUGCCGAUUUAAUGGUUGCAACACUUCCAAUGCCAGUAGCUGCUAUCUAUGAAAUCUCUGAAGAUUGGUGGUUAGGUGAAGCAUUAUGUGAUUUCUGGGUAUGUUCCGAUGUAUUAUGUUGUACAGCAUCAAUACUUCAUUUAGUCGGUAUAGCAUUAGAUCGUUAUUGGGCUGUUACAAAUGCAGAAUAUAUUCGUCGAAGAACAGGUCGUCGAAUAGGAAUUAUGAUUGGAAUAUUUUGGUUUUUAUCUGUAUUAAUUUCAAUUCCAGCAAGAUUUCAUACUACAAGAUCAUAUAAUUAUGGUGGUUAUUCAUCUAAUUUAGAUUUAAAUGAACCACCAAGUUGUCGAAUUAAUCAAGAACAUGGUUAUACAGUAUUUUCAAAUAUUGGUGCAUUCUAUAUGCCAAUGAUAUUUAUUAUAGGUAUAUAUGCAAGAAUUUAUCAAGUAGCUAGAGCACGUAUUAGACGUUCAGCAUUUAAACAAUCAGGAACAACUAAUCUAUGUAUGAGUCAAUGGAAACAGCCAAAAUCUAAACAACCACAACAUCAGCAUUCAUUCAGACAUCAUUUAAACACAUAUUGGUGUAAUUGUCGUCAUAAUUACAAAAAUAGAAACUCUGUUAAAUUAAUUCCUACUAGAAAUACUAAUACUAAUACAAAUCAAGAGAAUCCAUCAUCAUCACAAGUAGCAGAUACAGAUUGUACAAUGAUUGGAAGAAAAACAAUUACACAUACAGAGACAUCAACAAUAACAAUGAUAAAUAAUCAAAAUACUACUACUAAUAAUAAUAGUAAUAAUAAUAAUACUUUUAAUAAUGUUCAAGUAUCUAUACCAUAUGUUGAUGAUAUGGAAACUAAAUCCAAUUAUUAUCAAUCUAAUAAUAAUAAUAUUAAUAAGAAUCCUAGUUAUACUAGACAAAUCAUAUUACAUCAUUGUGAUAAACAAAGCCCUAACAACAAUAAUGAUGAAUACACAUUGAAUAUUUACAAGGAACAUUGUUUACAUAAACAUGAAAUGAAAUUCAAUUAUAAACACAUUAAAAAAUCUAAUUCUUUUAAUAAUCUUAAUUCUAUAAUCAAUUAUAAUUCAUAUAAACAUACUUUAUUAUCUAAAUAUAGGAAUUCAGCUCCAUCAAUUCUUUUACAUUUAAAUCAUUCUAGUACAUUUUUCACUGAAUUAACUAAUUCUAAUACACAAUUAAUUGAAUCAUCUACAGAGCAUACAAAUUCAAUGAUAUGGUCAUCAUCUUCAUCAUCAUUACCAUUAACACCAUCAUCUUCAUUUUCAGAAUCAUCAUCUUUUCCUAUAGAUGAUCAUUAUCGACAACAAACUCUUCAUCAUCAACAUCAUCAUCAUCAUAGACAUCAAGAUAAUCAUCAUUCUCAUAAACAUCUUCAUGAAUCUAAUAUAAAACAUAAACGAAAUAAAUUUAAAAAAUCAAUGAAAGAUCAAAAUCAUUAUUUCAAUAUACGGAGAAUUUUUUCACCAUGUUGUUCUACUACUUCACCAUCUUCAAAUCAACAUGUUCAAUCAUAUCAAACGAAUAAAUAUUUAUCAUAUUGUUGUGUAAAUAAACAUAAACAUUACACAUUACAUCACAUUACGUCGAGUAAUAAUAAUAAUAAUAAUAAUAAUAAUGAAGAAGGAUUGUAUUUAGAGUCAAUAAAUGAGACUUCUAACUGUACACAUUCAUAUUAUAAACGGAAUACUGUUAGCCCCACUCAUACUACUACUACAAUUAACAAUAAUAAUAAUAAUAAAUAUAUAAGAACUGAUAAUCAUAUCUCAUUGAAAUCAUCAAAGAAUCAAUUGAAUGUACGAAAGAAAUUACGUCAUAUGUUCCCUUCACAUAACAAUAGUAAUAAUAACAAUAAUAAUAAUAGUAAUAAUAAACAUAUAAUAACUCAAUCUACAUCCAAUUUACCAUCUAGUAAUAAUAAUAAUACAGAUAUAUUAACCAUAAAUAAAAAUAAUAAUGAAUUAAAUAUACCAUUACAUAUACCACCACCACCACCACCGCCAACAACAACAACAAUCACUACAUCAUUAACAUUAAAUGAUGAAACAACAAUCAUAUCAAAUUUAAUACCAAUACAACAAACUCAAUUAAAUCGUGAACGUUUAGAAGCUAAACGUGAACGUAAAGCAAUAUUAACAUUAGCUAUUAUAACUGGUUGUUUUUUAUUAUGUUGGUUACCAUUUUUUAUUGUUGCAUUAAUAUCACCAUUUAUAAAUCAUUUAAAAAUAACAAAAUUUGGUCAAAGUAUGAUAUUAUGGUUAGGUUAUUCAAAUUCAUUAUUAAAUCCAAUUAUAUAUACAAUAUUUUCACCAGAUUUUCGUAAUGCAUUUAGAAAAAUUUUAUUUGGACGAUAUAAUUUACGUUCAUUAUCAAGAUAAUGAUUAGUUGAUUAUUAAACAUGAUCAAUAUAGUAGUCAUGGUAAUGGAAAAAAAAAGAAAAAAAAAGCAAGAAAAAGAACAACAACAAGAAGAAUAAGAAAAGGAAAAAAAAGAACACAUAACAGAAAGUAUCUAUUCCUACAACAAAAAUUGAUCGAAAAAAAGCACAACAACAAGAACAACAAUAAACAAACAACUUAACAACAAAAAUAAUCGCAUUCAUUUCAUUAUGUUCCUUAUGAACAUUUUCAUGAAUUGGCUUUAUGUUCAUUCAUAAUAUUUAUAUUAGAUAUUGUCAAUAUGAAUGAUUGAAUGAUGAUGAAAAAAGGUUAUCCUUUGAGUUAUUUAUAUUGGUUAUCUAAUAAUUAUAAUUAAAACAUUCCAUAUACCAUAUUUUCUGUAUAGAGAUAAUCAAAAGUAUCCUAUGAAGUGAUGCCCUAUAGUUCAUAUGUUAAGAGUUUAUGAUUGAUUAUAAACUAAUAUUAUCUCUCCAACUACUAGUUGAAUUUCAAUUUAUAUGUAAACUUUUGAAGAAUAAGAAGAAGAAGAAGAAGAGAAAGAAGAAAAAAAACACUGUAAAUGUGUCUGUUUUGCCCUGUUUACACAAUUUUACACAUAUAUACAUGUAUUUUUUUUAAGCUUUUCCACGCCUUAUUUCAAUGUAUGCAUAUAUUUAUAAGGAUCUCUCCCUCGCUCUUCCCCCCCUCUCUCUCUUUCCCUAUAUCUAUAUAUAAAGCAAUGUAAUUUUCCACAGUAUAUGAUAUCAUUGUAAAAUGCAAAUGUCUGGUAAUUUCUUUAUUAACUUGUUAAUUG
Molecule: messenger RNA, 3476 nt
Organism: Schistosoma mattheei
Lineage: Eukaryota; Metazoa; Platyhelminthes; Trematoda; Strigeidida; Schistosomatidae
Source: the annotation of a GenBank genome assembly